AAAGAAAAAAAAAAAAGAAAAAGAAAAGAAGAAAUAUAUUGAAUACAUUGUUGUUAUUGGAGGAAUAAGAGGGGUAAAAAGAACAAGAAGAAGAGUUGAAGAGACAGGCACAUGGAAUUUUUCACGUUGCCUCCGAUGAAACGAGUUACGAAAGAUUUCUCUACUGGAUAGGAGGGAGUUCUUCUCCUCGUUUCGGAAGCUCCUACACUUGGAAGACUUUCUUGGACCAGCAGAAGGGACUUUAGGAGGGUCGUGAGGAGAAGCAACUCAGGCUGCUCUCUCAUUAUCAUAUCCCAGUGUUUGGCGGCGGUUAAGGAUGCAACACGUUCGUGGUGCGUGCGAGCCCAUAAGGAUAGAAAUGUGUCGUGGUUUGGGUUACAACGUGACCGCCAUGCCGAAUUUGGUGGGCCACGAGAUUCAAGGAGACGCCGACUUCACCCUACAAACGUUUAGCCCGUUGAUUCAGUACGGAUGCAGUGCUCAACUUCAUUUAUUCCUUUGCUCGGUAUACGCACCAAUGUGUACAGAAAAGGUACCAUCACCGAUCGGUCCUUGCAGAGGUUUAUGCGAACAAGUUAGAGCUAGAUGCUUUCCAGUUCUUCAAGGUUUUGGUUUUCCUUGGCCAGCAGCUUUAAAUUGUUCCAAAUUUCCACCGGUGAACAAUCAUCAACAUAUGUGUAUGGAAGGACCAGGUGAACCAGGUCCUGCUAAUCCUAUCCAGGCAGUCGGUGCCGGUGGUGGACCUUGGGGCUGUUCGUGGUACGCCAAGUCUGGCUUAUACGUGUUUCUAAAUCGUUCUGGAAGAUGCGCAGCAGCUUGCGAUGCAGAUAUACUUUGGUCGCAAAAGGACAAGAAAGCUACGGAAGCUUGGAUGGCAGCAUUUGCUACGGUUUGCCUGAUUUCCGUCACUAUUGCGAUCUUAUCAUUGUUGAAGCCAAGAAAACAAUCUACUGUUAUGAGUACGGCUGAGAAAGCAAUUACAUGUCUCGCCGUUUGUCAUGGGAUCGUUGCAGUAGGUUACGUGAUUCGAUUAGCUGCUGGCAGAUUGACCGUAGCUUGUACCCCUGCAAUUCCGUUACAUCCCCAAGAUCAAGUGGUUAUAUCUCAACAUCAACAACAAUAUUUGACCCAGGAUGGAUUAGCUAAUCCUUAUUGCGCUGUUGUCUUUCUCUUGUUAUAUUAUUUUGGGAAUGCUGCUAUCGUAUGGUGGGUCAUCGUCUGUGCAUGGUGGUGCAUAGUCGCGAGAAAAUGGUCGCGAACAGCAGGUAAUUGCAAGGAGGAUAGUUUCGGUCUGCAGCAGGGAUUCUCAACCGUGGGAGCGGUUGCAGCAUGGGGACUUCCAGCUGCUCAUACGAUCGCUGUUUUGGUCACUAGGGAUGUCGAUGCUGAUGAGCUAACGGGAAGUUGCUUCGUAGGACAACAAAAUGCCCGAUCUCUUUUGGUUCUCGUAUUGAUACCACAAUUCGUUUAUCUAUGUCUGGGUACAACGUUCCUUCUUGUCGGUAUAACGUCUCUUUUAUUACCAAGGCCAUUGGUCACACCAAGCUCCGUUGUAAACGCACUUCAACAACAACAACAUCAACAACAACAACAACAACAACAACUACAACAACUACAACAACAACAACAUCCUAAUCCAUUGAUCAGACAAAGAGAUUCGUCAAAGUCACCGGGUGAAAUACAUAGGAGACAUAAAAUUUUGUUAACUAGAGUCGGUCUCUUUGCUACAUUUUAUGCAGUGACAAUGUUUUGUUUAACCAGUACAACCUUUUACGAAUGGUGGGGUCGUGAAAGAUGGCUCAGAGCACCAGAACCAUCGAGUUCACCCAGAGUACCGUCGAAACCUCUCGUUCAGUUUUUCGUUCUUCGAUUAGUAGCUUCUUUAGGAAGUGGCAUAGUUACAGCUGCUUGGAUUUGGUGGCCUAAUUUAAUGAACGUUUGGAGACGUUUACCACCUUGCAAACAACCACCUCACAAGUGUCAUCCUCAUGGAGUACCUGUACCCGUAGUACAUUGUUUCAAUCCGGGUUCUACAAGUCCAACGCCACAUCAAAUUCAUCAUCUCGGCCAUUUGGCUCCACCGCAGCAUUCACUUCUACAUCAACAUCAAAUCGUUAGUAAUUCGUCGUCUAGUAGUCAUAGAAGUCAUAAGAAACAUAGGAAACAUAGAAAGUAUCAUAGUGGUAGCGAAACACAAGUAUAAAUAUUUUUAUAUUAUGGAUAAUGAAAUUGAUAAACUGUAUGUACCUAUUUUUUAAUCUUUGCCAUAAUAGUUGUUUUUUUUUUCUUCUUCUUCUUUAUAAAUACUGUACAUUGACGAAUGUACUAAAUUAUUCGCUCUUUUAGGAUCUAAAUAAGCGAAUUUAUUUUUUCUCUGUGUCAUUUAAUUUUUACAAGGAGAAUGCAUAGGAGAUGAUGAUGAUGAUGAUGAUGAUGAUGCAUGAGAGGCUGUAUAACAUAUCGUAAUAUUACGAGUCUGAUGUGUAUUUUAUUUAUUUGGCAAAAUGAAAAUUUGUGCUUCGAGUACAGAAACGAUGCUGUGAAUAGUUUAAGUAGAUUUUGAUUAUUUGAAAUACUUUUAAUUUUCACAUAUCAAGUAUAUAAAUAAGCUUUUAGAGUUUUUCUUAAUUUAUAUAAUUUAGAAACUUUUUUU
Vespula pensylvanica (western yellowjacket) is the source of this 2653-nucleotide messenger RNA. Its product is annotated as frizzled-4. Lineage: Eukaryota; Metazoa; Arthropoda; Insecta; Hymenoptera; Vespidae. Bases 317 to 2203 code for a protein of 628 amino acids. Gene Ontology annotation, cellular component: plasma membrane. Gene Ontology annotation, biological process: canonical Wnt signaling pathway; non-canonical Wnt signaling pathway. The record is from RefSeq and is a predicted model, not a curated record. The transcript has 7 exons. Gene Ontology annotation, molecular function: Wnt receptor activity; Wnt-protein binding.